CUCUGAUUGGUCAACGGGAGGCGGUUUGCUUUUGAAAGUCCGGCUGUGAUUCGCUGUUUCCAGGAGGAAGCGUCGGUUUAAACUUUGGGGCGGGAGUUUGUUCCGUUUGAAUCUGACAGAAAAGCAGCUCCGCUUGGACCGAGAGGACAAGGAAACACGGAAGCGGAGCGUUAGCAUCGGUUAGCAUCAUGGCUUCGUCCCAGAACAUGGACCCAGCAGCUUCCAACAUGGCCGCUCUGAAAGGAAGCGACACCGGAGGCAGUGCGGCCAGAGGAGGGGUGUCCAAACGGCUGCAGCAGGAGCUGAUGACUCUCAUGAUGUCGGGUGAUAAAGGGAUCUCAGCUUUUCCAGAAUCAGAUAAUUUGUUCCGCUGGGUCGGGACCAUUGAUGGAGCUCAGGGGACGGUCUACGAGGGGCUCCGGUACCGCCUGUCCCUGGACUUCCCGGCCGCGUACCCGUACCAGGCUCCGCGGGUCAAGUUCCUGACUCCGUGCUUCCAUCCCAACGUGGACGAGCACGGCUUCAUCUGCCUGGACAUCCUGAAGGACAAGUGGUCGGCGCUGUACGACGUCCGCUCCGUCCUGCUGUCCAUCCAGAGCCUGCUGGGAGAACCCAACAACGAGAGUCCUCUGAACACGGCCGCAGCAGAACUCUGGGAGAACCAGGACGCCUUUAAAGCUCAUCUACACUCGACCUUCCAGAACUGAAGCUGCUCCACGUUUGUUCGUCUUCUGUGUUUGUACAAUAUUUUUAUGUUUGUUCAUUGUUCUGUAUCAAUAAAGUUCUUAAUUCAAAGCCACAUUUAAACGAA
Messenger RNA from Mugil cephalus (flathead mullet), 811 nucleotides. RefSeq names its product ubiquitin-conjugating enzyme E2C (gene ube2c). NCBI's taxonomy places the organism in Eukaryota, Metazoa, Chordata, Actinopteri, Mugiliformes, Mugilidae. The record is from RefSeq and is a predicted model, not a curated record. Bases 189 to 707 code for a protein of 172 amino acids. The transcript has 7 exons.